Astyanax mexicanus (Mexican tetra) is the source of this 5676-nucleotide messenger RNA. It is a transcript of the gene ctnnd1, whose product is annotated as catenin (cadherin-associated protein), delta 1. Gene Ontology annotation, cellular component: adherens junction; plasma membrane; nucleus. Gene Ontology annotation, biological process: cell-cell junction assembly; cell-cell adhesion. The record is from RefSeq and is a predicted model, not a curated record. The coding region runs from base 367 to 3162 and encodes 931 amino acids. Gene Ontology annotation, molecular function: cadherin binding. Lineage: Eukaryota; Metazoa; Chordata; Actinopteri; Characiformes; Acestrorhamphidae. The transcript has 21 exons.
CGAAACUGGGGAACGAGGAAAGAGGAGUGAACAAGGCGAGGAGGAGGAGGAGGACGGGUAGAUAGCUAGGUGGGCUUUUUUAUGAAAGGACUGCCAGAUUUUUAUAAAUCCACUCCGGCCUACGGAUUUCCCACCUUCUUUACAUCUGUUUGAAUGGGUUCGAUAGAGUUAACGUAAAGUGAAAGGCGAACAGAGAAGAUCCGCGUUGGUGGCAGUGCGCACGGGCUGAAACGCCCAAAUUUAGACCAGUUUGGGAUUACGGUGACUUCCCAGCGCUUGGAAAAAAAUCACAGUAUCUGGAGCCUGUUUCGAUAGGCCGAGACCGCAACCACACCAUCGGACUUGCACAAAAAACACAAAGUGUGUAUGGAGCAGUGUGAGAAUGCCGCGUCUCUCUUGGCCUCCGUGCGUGAGCAGGAGAUGCAGUUUGAGCGUCUGACUCGAGCUCUGGAGGAGGAGAGGAGGAGUGUAGGGCCCUCAGGCACUUUGCCCCGCCCACUCCCCAACCUGCAGAACGGGCGUAUUCCCGGUGAUGCGGAAUUAGAGAGGCUCAAACUAAACGAGGGAUAUAUUAACGGGACACAGUACAGGAUGUUGGACCCAGGUCAUGUUCUCCAGGAGACUGUCACUGUAGAGGAGGACCCUCGAGACACAUCGCCAGUAAUUUCUGUUGAAACUAGCGACGAUGGCACCACACGCCGCACCGAAACUACAGUCAAGAAGGUUACCAAGACCACCACAACCCGUACAGUUAUUCCCUCAGUCUCUGACACACUUUCCCUGGAUGGAACCGGUUCUGUCACUGGUAUGAGUGGCUAUAACGCACCAAUAGACCGCAUGUACAGGCAGCCAACACAUAUGGACUAUCCAACAUCUACUAUCCCUCGUAACUUCCACUACGGGCCACCAGGGGGUUACGAUGACUACCGCACCGGCCCACCCUCUGAAACCUAUGCCAGUCUCAACCGAGGGACACGAAUGGAUGACCGUUACAGACCUGUGGAUGGGUACCGCACGCUAGACGCCGGUUAUCGCGUCCACAGCAGACCCCAACUAGACCCAUAUGCAGCUCAGCCUCAAGUGGGGCGCAUGGGCAGUGCUCUAGAAAUCCCUGGCCUACAGCGCUUUGUCCCUGAGCCCUACGGACUGGAGGAUGACCAAAGAAGUUUGGGAUAUGAUGAUCCUGAUUAUGGUAUGGGGCCACCUAUGCACUACAGCACCAUGCCCCGGCUAGCACACCAUCCAGCACCUCCACGUAGGACAGGGUCUUAUGAGGGCACUCUGGAUGGGGAUAUGAGUGGAGCAGGAGAUAUGUACUUUUGGGGAGGAGGAGCUCCUCUGGCUCAAGGAGAGAGGGGCAGCAUGGCGUCGCUGGACAGCACUCUACGAAAAGGCCCUGCCCCUGCAUCAUGGAGACAGCCUGAACUGCCCGAGGUCAUCGCCAUGCUCAACUACCGUCUGGAUCCGGUCAAGAGCAAUGCUGCUGCGUACCUCCAGCAUCUCACCUUUAAAAAUGAUAAGGUGAAAUCAGAAGUAAGGCGUCUAAAGGGCAUUCCCGCUCUGGUAUCCAUGUUGGACAAUCCAAAGAAGGAGGUGCAUCAUUCAGCAUGCGGAGCUCUUAAAAAUAUCUCAUAUGGACGAGAUCCAGACAACAAGAUUGCCAUCAAGAAUUGUGACGGAAUUCCUGCUCUUGUCCGGCUACUAAGGAAGACCAGGGAUCAGGAUCUCACCGAUACCAUCACAGGCACGCUGUGGAACCUUUCAUCCCAUGACUCUGUGAAGAUGGAGAUUGUAGACCAUGCACUACAUGCACUGUCUGAUGAAGUCAUGGUGCCACACUCAGGCUGGGAGAGGGGGAAUGAUGGGGGAGAAGAGAGCUGCAAGCCUCGGCACUUGGAGUGGGAGACAGCCCUCACUAACACCGCUGGCUGCUUGAGGAAUGUGAGCUCAGAGAGAAUUGAGGCUAGGAGGAAGCUGAGAGAAUGCUCCGGCUUGGUGGAUUCGCUCAUGUACAUUGUCCAAUCCCAGAUUAACUGUAAAGACGUGGACAACAAGCUGGUAGAGAACAGCGUGUGUCUGUUGAGGAAUCUGUCCUAUCAGGUGCAUCGGGAGGUGCCAGGCUGUGAGCGCUACCAGGAGACCGCACCUGUAAACCAGGGUCCCACCCCUGCCAAUCAGAAAACUGGCUGCUUCAGCUCCCGCAAGGGCAAAGACGAGUGGUUUUCCAAAGGGAGGAAGGAUGAUGAUGGAACUUUAGACACAAUUGACAUUCCAAAGAGGACCACACCAGCCAAAGGUUAUGAGUUGCUGUUCCAGCCUGAGGUGGUUCGUGUGUACACUUCGUUACUGAGGGAGAGUAAGAACCCCUCAGUUCUGGAAGCGGCAGCAGGAGCCCUACAGAAUCUGUGUGCAGGCCGCUGGACUUAUGGACGCUACAUACGGGCAGUUAUGAGGCAGGAGAAAGGGCUGCCCAUGAUGACUGAGCUGUUGGCUCAUGGGAACGACCGUGUGGUCAGAGCUAUGUCUGGCUCCCUUCGAAACCUAGCUAUUGAUGCUCGCAAUCGUGAACUGCUAGGUAAGCAUGCAGUGCCAAACCUGGUAGCGAAUCUACCGGGUGGCGGGCAGAGUCAGCCUGUGCGUGCUCUCUCUGAGGAGACUGUGGUGUCAGUGCUGAGCACUCUGGCUGAGGUGGUGGGCUCCAGUGUGGAUUCUGCCAAAACCCUGCGCAGCUCACAAGGCAUUGAGCGACUGGUGCUCAUUAAUAAGGAAGGUAACCGCUCCGAUCGGGAGGUGCGUGGUGCUGGUCUGGUGCUGCAGAUCGUAUGGGGCUUUAAAGAGCUUCGGCGCACGCUGGAGAAAGACGGCUGGAAGAAAUCUGACUUUGUUGUUGGUGUCAAUCCCCCUAAUAACACCCGCAGCAAUGGCGGGUACGAAGACAGCAGCACCCUUCCACUCAUCGACAGAGGUGGGAAGCAGGACAGAGAUAGAAACAUGAUUCCACUAAAUGACAUGGGAUCAGAUGCUUACACUACACUGGAGCACAGAGGAAGAAGGAACACUAUGGAUGAUACUCUAGAGCCUGCAGACAGUGAUACAGCUCAGGGAGGGAUGUAUGGGGACAGGCGGGGCUCCUUGCCCUUGCUGGACUCUUAUGAUGGUUAGGCCACUCCCCCUCCCCCCCACUCAGUGCAUGAGCGAGCAUGAAAAACUGAUAGUGUGCAUUACUCGUGGCGAGCGCCCUCUUCAUGCCUACUGUCCCUGCUGAGCCUCUGAUCUCAUCAUGAAGGGACCACAGCCGCAAAUCAAUAGCGCAGAAAAUCUCUCCCGCCAUCAUUAUUCCUUCUCUGUCUCUCUUGUUCACUCUCUCCUUCUUACUCUUUCUCUCUGAGAUCCAAAUGACUGACAGCCACUACUUGAGGAAGCAAAACACUAUGUUGACCUUUUACUUCUGAUCCAUUCAAUACAAACCACUUUAUUUUCUGUGAAAUAAUGGCUUAACUUACAGACGCAAGGGACUGAAAACACUGAAGAACUGGAAUGGGUUUUUACCAUUCGGAAAUGUCUUCUUCAUAUGUACUUUUUUUUUAUUGUAGAAUGCAUUGUUUAUGUUGUCCUUCUACGAAGAUGGUUGAGAUCAAUUGGGAGACUUCUGCAUCAUGACCUGAGAGUCCUUUCACUACAGUAAUCUUUGGGACCUUGUAUAUUAACAACUACAGAACGGUUAAGGGUAACACAAACGAUCCAAAUUCUUCCCACCACUGCAUUUGUCAUCGUGUCACCCUCCUUGUAUCUUUAAACACUAAUGACCUCAUUGUUAUCUUGAUACUGAUGCGUUUCAGAUUCUUUCAACACCUUACUUUUUUCCUUAGAAAUGUAUGUAGCGGUAAGAGCGGUCAAGGAUUACAGUGGAUUUCCACUUUUUCAGUGAUCAACAUUUAUGCCAAACUGCAUUACUGUCCUGCAUUAUUAUAAGAAAAGUAAUUUGUAUAUACAAUAUUUCAUGUGUGUCUUAUAGAAGAAGUGUUUGGAAGGGAACAGGGGCCAUUUUGUAAUUUAAGCAUUGUCUCACAACCACUUAAGAUUUCCUCCUACCACUUAAGCUUUUGCAGCCCAUUUUUCCAUUGUUAACUUGUUGACUGUCCUGGGAGUCUGGGGAAGAGGCAGAGAUGUGAAUUACAGAGUGAUAGUUUGAAGGUUAAUGUUUAAUGAUGGGAAGAGAAACAUUUUCUUGCAUUGCAAAGAUUUUUUAACGUGGUUUAUAAACAGUCAACGCGAGUUGUUGGGGAAUUGACCACUUUUAUCCCAAAGCUCAAAUUCCUCCUUAGGCAGGGUUAAUAGCAGAGUUGGUGCAAUAUUCGUAAAGCACCUCAGAGUGAGAGAGAGCUCUGUCUGGAUCAGUUUUGGGUCUGUGAGUGAGUAGAAUGGUUGGAAUAGCAGAAUCUCUGAUCCUACAGAAGCACUGCCACUCUGAGCUUAGGCCCUUGGACCAGUUCUUGCUUUCUGUUGUAUCCUAUUGUCUGAAUAUAGAUGUUUGUGUAAAUAUGUUGGCAUCUAACAAAUCCACCAUGCUUACUCGGAGUGCCUCGCUCGCUGAUCAGUCUGCUUGGCUUGUACGUGUGAGUGUGUGAGUGUGUUGGUGUGUGUGUGCGUGUGAGAGAGUCUGAGCGUUGGUUUCAGAAGAGUACAUAGGGGACAUGCUUAGGUUUAGGAGUCGGGGAGUUUGGCUGUUAUUCAGCCUCUCCCCUCCAGUGCCUGUUUGUAUUGGGAGUGAGUGAUCGAUUAUUAAAGAUGCAUUUUGGGUUUUGUUUUUUUAUGCGACGAGCAUGAAGCUCGCGCCUUAGACUGCAUAUUCGAAAUGCACAGUGAUUCUGAUGUAGAUAUUUGCUGAAUUGAUUCUCUAGCACUAGGAGUUAAGUUGUCCCCCCCCCCCCCCCCAACCCCCACCCCCCCUUCUUUUGAACCUGACGUUUUUUUGGGUUUUCCCAAACUUAUGUUUUACCUUUUCCUCUCUAACAUUUUCCCAGAUGUGAGACACUACCGCUAUCUGACUAAUUCAACACAAUUAUGGCUUUUGAAGAGUAAAAGUAACAAGAGGGACGGGACAUCUGACUGUCGUCCAUAGGUUUCAAGAACCUGUGGGCGUUUUGAUCCUGAGGGAAGCGAAAGACUUUUUAAUUAUCUUAAAAUGUCAAAAUUGCAUCUAUUACAGUCUAAAUUGAGGCAGAGCUCAGAUUUUGAUUCUAGCUUGAUAUUUAGAUAAAGAAAAAAUAAAAGCACAUUUAACUAUAUAUACCAGAGAAUAUUUGUUCAUUUUAAUUAUUUUUUUUCCUCUUGGUUGUCUUUUUGUUUUCCCUUUUUUUGUAUUUUAUGAUUGGGGAUCAUUUUGCUUGUUUUUCUGGGGCUGUUGUGGUUGAAUGCAUAUGCAAUCAGUUUUAUUUUUAAUUAAAUGCAUUUACAGUUUAUAUCUUUUAAUUAAAAACAAAACAAGGAAAAAAAUCACGUGUCAUGUAUUGUCAAUUGUCAUACAGUUUAUAUGCAAGACUAAAAUCUGAUCGUUCUGGUGAUAAAAUAUUUCAUCUCUUUGCCUUGGCUCUUAAACAUUGCACCUUUCUUUCAUGGAUUGAACAUGUAACUUAGCAAUACUGUUUUUAAUAAAAUGAUGAUUUUUUUUUCAAA